AUGCUUCGUGAUAUAUCAAAAUCACACAAGAUUCUUAGUAUUCAUGCUGAAUUACAAAUAAAUGUGGAGGAUCAUUCUAAAAAUCCAUAUUAUCGUAAUGUUACAAAAAGAGAUAUAUCAACUGCUCCAUUGGUUCCUUUACUUCCUGGACAUUGUGUUAUUGGAAAGUUUGGUGA
Messenger RNA from Entrophospora sp. SA101, 176 nucleotides. Lineage: Eukaryota; Fungi; Glomeromycota; Glomeromycetes; Entrophosporales; Entrophosporaceae. The record is from the annotation of a GenBank genome assembly.